AGGUUGGGAAUCAGGAAUAAUGUAAAGAACAACUUUGAGCCACGCUUUACUUGAUGGACGUUCUUCAAGAAACCAAUUUUGCUGUGCUGGCCCCACACCUGGAACAGGUCCACCGAGGAGAUGACAAAGAAUCACAUGAGGAAGGAAGUCAGCUGAAGGCAUACAGCACAGUUACCCCACCUCAAGAUAUCAAUCCAACAGGAAGCCAAGAGUGUGGGAGAACUUCUCUGAACCAAUCCCCACCCCUUCUCAUCGCAAAGACCCCCGAGCCCAACGAUGACUCCUCCCCCCAUGCCGUCUCCCUCACCUCCCACACCGCCGAGGCGGUGAGUCCAUGGUCACCGUCAGAGGACUGUGGUGAGAAGGCAAACUUCGCCAGGAUGGAGUCGGGCAGUGUGUCUGCUCUGACCGGGGACUGCCUCCUGCAGCAGAGCCGCGCCUGCCUCGGCUGCUUCAUAGAGACGAAGGACACCGAGGUAGACCAGACCGAGCCUGGUCUGGGCCUCAGCCAGGACUACGACGCCUGCCCUGUUGCUGACAUCGCCAUGCAGUGCAUGAGCUCCGGGGACGGACUCCGAUAUGGGGACCAGCUGCUCUCCGACCAGCUGCUAAGCUACCCGGCGCACAAAUCGGAGGUGUCCGAGAAGAUGGACGAGGAUAAGUCUGCUGCAGACAGUGACUCGGAGGACCCCGCCACAAAGAGCAUCUACGAGGGCCUUCUUCUGGACAAGUGCAAUGGGGACGAGGCUCUGCUGGCAAACUCCAACCAGGACUGGGGUUGCUUCGAGUCCUUCAUCAGCGAAAGCAAAAUCGAGCUGCUCGACCUCUGCUCCAAGAACGACCUUUCCGUCAACCUGUUCUCGGAGGAAGACGUCGACAACUACAUGUUCGACGACGAGGACGAGGACUCCACCCUGGGCAGCGACGUGUGCUCUCUGAAGAUCCGCUACGAGUCAUUCCAGGACAACGUCCGGGAGAAGACCAACGCCAUCCAGGAGGAGACCCAGUUCAGUUUUUUCCCCAGCGUGGUGGCGAAAAAAGAGGGGGAGUUUGUCAGGAGGGGAGCCGAGGGGCCCCACGUUAAGGGGGAGGUCAAGGUCUGGCCAGCGGGUGAGAAGGAGGACAAGACUAUGUGCAGCUCUGCUGAGGAAACACCGAAUGUCAGUCCCGAAAGUAGCUACCUGUUUGACCUGAAUAACUCCACGGAGGACUCUGGCGAGUACAGCGACGACAGUUCAUGCACGGGCUCCUCCCUCGACACCUGUCCGACCAAAAAAAAGCACCGCUUCCUCUCCAGAGAGAACUCCAGCUCCUCCAGUCACCUGAGCUACGGGCUGCGGUCCAAGAGAAAGGUCCGGUACAGCGAGGACUACUUGUACGACGUGGACUCCAUCGAGAACGAGAAGACCGAGAAGAGCUCGGAAAAGCGGGACAAGCCGCCGACGGGCCUGAAAAAAGAGAAGGACGACGACUGGUGUCCGAAGAAACGGAGAAAAUCCUCCCGAAAAGAGCCCCCCGUCAUAAUCAAAUACAUCAUCAUCAACAGAUUCAAAGGGGAGAAGAACAUGUUGGUGAAGCUCGGGAAAAUAGACACGUCGGAGACAACAGUGAGCUUAAGUAAGGAUUUAGUUCAUAAGUACCAGAAACUGGCCCCUCUAAAAGCCUACUGGGAGAAAAGGCAGCAGGAGAUACGGCAGCGCAGGCUGGCUGCCGGCGAUAAACACAAACGCCUGAACGGCUGCAGGCGUUCCCUCAAUUCCUGCCCGUCGAAACGAAAAUACAGGAUCGCAAACAGGGUUCGGAUUCAAAGGAUCCAUGCUGUAGAGCCCUUGCCAAGUCCCAGCCAUCACAAGCGAGAAGGGUGUGCAAAGGAUGAGCCUGUCAGUGCAGAUAGUGUGACGAUAACCACGACAACCGCCGACUGCGCGGCUAGAUUAGACCGAGGCGGCUUCACAGAAAAAAGCCGAUCACAAGAGAGGGAGAGGAUAAGAGGGGGGAACAAGAACGGCAAAAUAAGGAAAUUCAAAAGUGAGGCUCGACUACUGUGUAUGAAAAUGAAAGGCGUUCAACGUGAGACCGAUGAAAUUGCGAUAAACCUACAAGAGGUUGGGCCAGCAUUCCCACAACAAAGCCUUGAUGUUGAUCACAGCGUGGGCAGCCCCCAGCUUUGUGAUGGUUGCCCUGUGAACCCCCCCGAAAAAUCUUCACCUUCAUCUUGUUGCCCCUCUGGCACACUGAGACAGCCUGUGAAUACCUCUUUACCGGUUAUCCCUGGAGGCUACCUCCAGACCUUACUAGAUGCAUCGGAUUCAUCAAGCAACAAUGGGGUCUCCUAUUACCCCCAGCACCAUUCCAGACAGUUUCCUCACGAAAUGUCCCAGGAAGAGAAUCAAUUCAGCAACCUGCGGCCUUCCCAAACCUGCGUCCUCUCCCCUCCCUCUGAUUCGGAGCUCCAACAGUCGCCCUCAGAUCAGAUGGAGCCAAACUUCUCCCACACGUGGCAGCCUAGAGCUGAAGAGCUGUCAUUUACACCUGGCUCUGCUAUGAUAGGCGCCGGAUACUCUAGCUCCAUGCCUUUAACAGUGACAAACGACAUGCCGGGGUCAGGGUACAGUCAAGUAAACAUGGACGACAACAGGCUUCUGUAUGACAAGUCAUAUCUGUCCGAGAAGCCUCCAGAGGAGGAGUCGGACAUCCUCCCAGGUCAGGUCUCGUCCGAAGACGGCAACGAGCAGCUCUGUAGAGUCACCAUCAACACAGACAAUGGGAGGCUGGUCAGCUAUGACUCUGUGGGCUCGCUCUCAGCCUCUUCCAGUAAUUACAGCUCCCUAAGUCUGAAACCUUGUGAGAAAGAUGGCGAGGACGGGAGCGAGAACUUCUUGGAGCACUGCAGCCCAAAACUGGUUAUCCAGCAGAGCACUGAGGAAAUAACUCCCCUCAGGGAGUCCACGGACCUGCUGGACAUCUCCAACUUCACUCCCGAUAAAUUUCGACAUUCUUCCGUGUCGGAGAUGUCCCCACCGGACACGCCCAGUCUGUCCCCACAGGUGAUGGGUCCGGAGAUGAGAGAGUGUCAGGGGAAAGUCCGGGAAGGGACUCUCUCCGCUACACCCGGGGGGAAGUGGGACUGCCACGUCUCGCAGCCACAAAAUCACGAAGACCGAGCGAUAAACAAUCAACAGUUCCAGUUCCACGCUUUCGCUUGCGAGGACGACACAGGGUUGAUCGAUAAAGCCGCCGGGGGCGGGGCGGACGGUUACGACGGAGCCCGAUCUAUUGAUAGAGGCGCGAAAGGUCCAAAAUCGAAGAGGAAAACAAACAACAAACAGACCCUUGGUCAGGGCUCCGCAGACGAACAGAAGAAAGCCAAGCCUCCGAGGGCUGCCAAGACGCCGAAGAACAAAACGCCUCGACAGAAUGCUCGCGCGUCCAAAAAGAUAAAGUCCCUGCUUGAUGCCAAGGCAGCUCAAGGACCAAAUCAGUCAAUGCUGGAUUUAGAUGGUGGAGGCCUUGCUGGAAUGACAGAUGACUGGCCUUUGCUGGGGGAUCAUGGUGGGCGCUGGGCAGAUGGCAGCACCCCCAAUCCUGGGAACGAUGACCAGCGAGAGUUUGAGGAGCCUUCUAAUAUUCUGUCCAACAUCGUCUCUGGAAUGGCGGAGGUCCAGAGGUUCAUGAAGGUCUCCAUCGAGCCGCUGUGGGACCCCAUGUCUGGCCUCUGUCAGCCUCAGGAGGCCAACAGCCUUAAAACUAAGACCCUAAAGAUUUUGGCGGGAACCGCACCAGACGUCAGGAAAAAAGCUGGUUAUGCUGCAUCUACCGGGACGGGGCGGGGGCGGAAGGCCACGGGGAGGGGGGCUAAAAGCCAAGCCAAGUUCCUCCCCUCCAACCCUUUCUUUUCCCCUCUCACUCUGGACAGCAACAUGUUCAACAAGUCCACCCUAACCCUACCUGGCAUAUGUGGGCCCGCGCACAAGAAAAUGUACCGACACAAAACCAGCGCAAAAUUUGCUCGGGAUGAGAACAACACUGUUAAGAAGGACUCAACCAAGAACGUAGCGUUGGCCUCUUAUGAGAAACGGAGGUAAUAUAUUUUAUAGUGGCUGCCGAACACAGUUACACAAUUUCCUCACCUUUUUCUUUCUUUCUUCUUUCUUUUUUUUGUUGCCAGGAUCCCCCUUACUCACCUGCAAGUUUUGCAUGGCAAAGGCACUUACCUUGUACUCCACCUCCUUCUUUAAACCCCUCAAGUUGUGCCGAAGUAGCUGACGUGCAUGUGAAAUUGUUUGUUCUACCUUGAAAACUACCUAGCAUAUUCUGUGAUCUCCAGAUUGACUUGGAUUUCAAACUUGCUGUGGCUGCAUUUUUCUUUUCUGACAAUGCUGCUUUGUGUUCUUUGAUUUCAGUUGUAUUUCAGUUGUCCAAGAAGGUUUGACUAAUGUAUAAUCUAUGAUAAGAAAUAUGCCUUGAAACUGUUUGUAUGAUGAUUUGUUUUUGUUUUUUAAUUCUCCUUUUCAGCGGUGCUGCUUUCUUCAUCCUAUCAGUCUCUGUAGUCUGUCUGUGGCUUUGUACAGCACUCACAGUACUCAUCCUUAGCGUAUAGAAAAUGGUUGCCUUCUGUUGUACAAUAGAGAGGGGAAGACUGAUAGAAACAAUCGCAUAUCCAUUCCAUUUAUCAGUGUUCUACUGGUGUCGGAGAACCUGUUCUCCCUGUUCUGCUGAGAACAAGUCGUUUCAUAUGAAAAGGGACAUUUUUGUAUGUAUUAUCUCUACAACUGUCUGAAUUUUCUUAUUGUGGAAAUGGCAUAUUUUUGCCAUUUUAAUGGGAGGGUAGUGGAGGGAGUACCCCUGUAAUUAUUUUAUAAAACUUGGAUGGCAUUGAAUAAUUUUGAUGUAUUCCAGUACAUUGCUCUCUGAAUUGUAAUUUGUCAAUGCUAUUGUACAGAGACAUAUGCAGAAUAUGAUAAUAAUGAUAAUUGAAAUGUAUGUGCCAAACAAUGAGCUGUACAGACAUUUUAUCUAUAUGGAUAUUUGCUGUUUCAAUUUCUUUUUUUGUUAUGGUUUGGGAUGGAGGUUCUGAACAGCCCGCAUUCCAGAGGGAUUCAUUCAUUACACCAAGACCCUGCAGCUCACAGUGAUACAUCAUCUACAAUAAAGUGUCUUUUUUAUACAGUCCUUAAAAAUGAUUAUUAAAGUCACCUAACUCUAAAACCUGCUGACGCACUGGCAAGACAGAGCCUCAAUUAAGUGAUUACUUUGUUCAAAUGUGUUGUGUUGGUAACAUUACUGUACUGAGAAGUCUUGUUAACUUUACUGAAAUAUUGUUGUUGUUUUUUUGCUAUGAAUAGAUAUUGGUCUUAUUUAAAUUUGCACUACUCAAGUUAAGGACCUAUUCUCAAAAUUGAAUCCAGUUUUAUUUAUAUAUAGAUCAACAACAAAAAAAAGUGUAAUGAUAAUAUCCAGUGAGAUCAGGACAGGAGAAGGCAGCUAUUGAGAUGCUGACAACAUGGGGGGGGGGGAAGUUGACAGACUUAGGUGUUCUCUGCCCAUUAAAAUGUACUGUACUACUACUGAAUGAAAUGAGGGUUCGAUGUAGCACUGUUGAGCUGCCACAGGGCUGGUGAAGCUACUUCAAUUCCAUGCAAUACUGAAAAGGACAAAAGGAUGUGCUGUGUGCCCUAUUUAUGAAUGUAUUAGAUACUUUUAUCAUGUUGUAUGUAGUUCUGCCAUUAUUGAUUAUUAUUACGUUUUGCCUUUUUGUUAAAAAAGAAUAAUGAGCUUUAUGAAUAAAGUAAGUUGUUGCCAGAGGAAUUCCAAAAGAACUCAAACAUUCUCAAAAAUCUUGUAUAUUUUUCAGUGUUGCAAUUUGUACAAUAUUUUCUAAGUGUAUAUUUUUCUUAGAAAGUGCUGUGAAGUAUUUGUGUGUAUUCCCUUUUUAGCCUAUGUAGGCAGUGAAAGGGAUGUAUUAUGACUUGACUGGUUUUAAAAACCAAAAUAUCAAACUUAAUAGGAACCAGAAAAAGAAGACUGGAUGACAAGAGAAGAUAUACUGGAUUAAACUGUAACAUUUUGUUUGGGAGUUUUGUAGUCAGACCGAUCUUGUUGUGAGAGUUUAGUGUAGUGUAAAAAAACAAAACAAAGUAUGACAAAAUAUAAAGAAAAAUAUUUGUGAUCCAUUGCUGUUUUAUAGAUUUUCAUGUAAAUUAACUAUAUUAUUUUGUUUUGUUGUAACAGUUGCAAGGGUUUAAAUAUUUGUGAAAAAGCCUGUAUGGUGAUUAUGUACUAUUGGUAAUUUGCGAGUUUUGUAAUAUUGUUUAUGGAAUAAAUAUGAAAAGGAAAAAGA
Molecule: messenger RNA, 6340 nt
Organism: Osmerus eperlanus (European smelt)
Lineage: Eukaryota; Metazoa; Chordata; Actinopteri; Osmeriformes; Osmeridae
Product: neurite extension and migration factor-like
Exons: 2
Coding region: 54-4085 (1343 amino acids)
Biological process (GO): negative regulation of cell adhesion mediated by integrin; negative regulation of cell-cell adhesion mediated by cadherin; negative regulation of cell-matrix adhesion
Cellular component (GO): nucleus
Source: RefSeq, a predicted model, not a curated record